CUACUUUGGGGUCAAACCAAAGGUUGAGAACAUGGCUGUCUUAAUCUGCCAUUCUGUAGGAUUACUUUGUCUUGGUCUGUUGUUAAAAGCUGCGUCAUCGCUGGAAUGCUUUAUUUGUUCAAGCAACGAAUCCUUUCAAGGCUGUGACAUAGCACGAAUUCAAGAAACUUGCCAGCCACGAACAAGAUGCGCUAAGCUCUCUUUCCAACUUCUGGAGGCACGCAGAUACAGGAAAGGUUGUCUAUCUUUGACAUACUGCAGGAAUCCUGAUCGAUACUGUCAGAGUAUUGUUGAUGCAUCAGAUUGUGAGACAUCCUGCUGUUCCAAAGACCUCUGUAACUCUGAGCGUAUCCUGACGUCACGCAAAGUCAAUAGUUUUUCUCUGUUGUUGUGUACAUUGGUUGUAAUGGCUGAGUCUCACUAAACCCAAACCCUAUCAAUGUAGUGAUAUUAUAGUCCAGUAUUAGAUUCAUUUUGUGAAAAAGGGAACAUUUCAGUGCUCACUCCAUAGGUGGACCGGCAAUCGAACCCAGACCAUGCCGUGAUUAAAGUGACGCCAUCCCUUCUUUAUCAGGACAGGACCUUUAGGGAUAUUGACAAGGAACUUUGUAGUUCUUUUUCUUGUCCCUCUUUAUUUUGUCUCCUCAUUUGAGGAAGUUCAAGUUACACUCGAGAGGAUUACUGGGAGUUCAAGGACCACACUAAUACGUUUACGUUUCGAAACGCAUACAGUGGAACCCCGUUAGUCCGGUCACCAACGGGCCACAAAAAGUUGGUCGUAUUA
Molecule: messenger RNA, 784 nt
Organism: Orbicella faveolata
Lineage: Eukaryota; Metazoa; Cnidaria; Anthozoa; Scleractinia; Merulinidae
Source: RefSeq, a predicted model, not a curated record